This is a messenger RNA of Pectinophora gossypiella (pink bollworm), 1927 nucleotides long. Its product is annotated as potassium channel subfamily K member 1-like. The transcript is spliced from 5 exons. NCBI's taxonomy places the organism in Eukaryota, Metazoa, Arthropoda, Insecta, Lepidoptera, Gelechiidae. Gene Ontology annotation, molecular function: potassium ion leak channel activity. Bases 479 to 1678 code for a protein of 399 amino acids. The record is from RefSeq and is a predicted model, not a curated record. Gene Ontology annotation, biological process: stabilization of membrane potential; potassium ion transmembrane transport. Gene Ontology annotation, cellular component: membrane.
UCCUCUUUCCACCUCAGUCGCUAACUGGCCACUGCGCGCUGCAUACACCGACCGUCAACUCGUGCGCAAGCUUCUCGUACACUUUCAUACAUUCAUCCCGAAAAUGCAUCAAAAUGGUCAUUCUUAAACUCGAAACCUGCCGCAGUGACACCAAAGUGACAGAAGUGACCGUGUUUUAUGAACCUAACCACCCGAAAAGAUUCUUUAAAUACAGUUGACCAAGAACCAAGUUCCGGGCUCGUUUCGGAACGGAGCUAUCGACAGAUUAGUCCAACUGCCCUUUCUGUGUCGCGUCAAGAUUUGAACGUCGAAUUGUGUGAAAAAAGUAAUAAUUAAAUAAGCAACUGGCCGAAAAAGUGCGUGAACUUAAUAAAAAUAAAACGAUACCUAUUCGAAUUUUGAACGUAAAAUUGACAUUCUAAAAGUGUUUACUUUUUUGGCAUUUCGAAUUAUUGUUUUGAAAAUUAACUUUUUAAAAAUGGAUAAGCAAAAGUACACGCGCGUUCAGUCUUACGGGAGCAUGAGCUCUGCUAGAAGCGACGAUGACAUGACGGUACACAGCCAACUAUUCCCAUAUCACAAGAAGAUGGUUGUUCCUACAGAGAUCUUGUACGAGGAAGAGCAUCCUCCAUUCCAGCCACUGUUUGCGACAACAAGGCUGUUUGGGAAAGCGAGAUACACCUUUUUAUUGUUCGUGUAUAUUGUCUUUUAUUUUACGUAUUUGAUAUCGGGAGCGUUGGUCUUCUCAGCAUUGGAAGCGCCAUUGGAAAAUGAAAUCAAAUUGGAGGUCAUACGAGCGAAGCAAGAUUUCAUGGCGCGACAUCCAGAUAUCAUAGAUGAGGACCUGGAGUCGCUGCUGGACGUGGUGGUGCGCGCCAGCAACCGCGGCGUCUCGGCAGCCAGAAACGUCACCGGGGGGCCCAACUGGAGCUUCGGACAGUCGCUGUUCUUCUCCUCGACCGUCGUCACCACCAUUGGAUACGGUCACGUAACACCGCUAUCGAAGCCUGGCAAGGUAUUCUGCAUGAUGUACGCGCUGCUUGGGAUCCCUCUGACGCUGGUGCUGCUGUCAGCGCUGGUGGAGCGGCUGCUACUCCCGGCCACCGCCAUGCUGAGGGCACUCAACGCGGCCCUGGGUCACCUCUACCGCCCCUUCACUAUACGACUCGUGCACCUCCUCAUUAUUGUGUCAGUGCUGAUAAUUUUCUUCCUGGUGGUGCCGGCGGUGUUGUUCUCAUCCCUGGAGCCGGAGUGGGACUUCCUGGACUCGUUCUACUACUGCUUCAUCUCUCUCACCACCAUCGGGCUCGGCGACUACAUCCCUGGAGACUCGCCGCAGCAGGAGUACCGCCCGCUGUACAAAGUCGCCACCACUUUCUACCUGCUCAUCGGCCUGACAUUCCUGAUGCUGACGCUAACCGUGUUCUACGACAUCCCGCAACUGAACCUGAGUACCGUCUUCUCAUCCGUCAAGCUUGACGAGGACCCUGAGAAAAUGCGCCUCAGUGGUUCCGGAGUUAUGGGCCCCGGAUACGGAAUCGGCGGACUGGUAAUGAGGGAUGAAUACAACCACCAUGAUCAACGUCGCUCUGUUGUACACAUUCGACCACAUCUGGAUGACAGCCCAAGCCCUGAGGACACCACUCCAGUGCACGCCAGAGACAUGAGAGUUCAUUAAACGCAAACGUCAAAACCCAGCCGUCAAAAUGGCGCGGUUCUAAGCUCAUUCCAACUUUGAAUGUCUUCGUUCGGUAAUUUACUCGUAAAUUCAGUUAACAUUCUUUAAAAUUCAAAAGUAUGCGAAUAAUUUUGGCGGCAAACUCGGCUAUUCGUAAAAAAGUAGGAACUUUUAAAAUGAAAAGAAAGAGUUCUUAUUUCUUAGUUUUUUAAUUUUGUAGUUAUAUUUUCUUUCUUUUAAAAAAUAUUA